AUGAGGCCUCACAUCAGCGCUGUGAGCAACAAAUUGCAUGGUGUUGUCAAGGCAUCGACUGAUGCAAGCGAGCCGCAUGUCACGGCGAAGGAAUCGGCUCUGGAGAAUUCAAGCGCUCCACCAGCAUCUUUCUCCCACGGCACCCAAAUGCAUGCUCCAGCAGAUCUAGACGCUCGUAUCGAAGAGGUUCUGAGCCGCAUUCUCCCAGGAGCUUUAGCGAAAUACCUUCAGAUGGCUUCGACUCAAACGCUAGCCAAUUUCCUCAAAACCAACCAGUCAAGUCAGACACCUAUCCAACCCCCCAAGCCUGCGACUACAGCAGGCAAUAAGCAGCCUCUCACAACCGGUCACAGUACUGAUGCGCCUAUAGAAACUCUGAAUACUACCUCUCCCUUAGACACCUCGCAAGUACACUACGACUCCAUUCCUGACCUGCGGAAAUUGAUAUAUGACACUCAUGCUGAUAACCUGAUCAUCGAGAACAUCACCGAUGACUCUGAUUUAUUCCAGUGCGGACUCGACUCAUUGCAAGUGCCGGGACUGUUGAAUGCACUCAAUGCGUUUGUCAUCAAGUUCAGGCCAGGUGUGGAUCUCAUUGAGGCCAAGGCUGUAUACGAUAAUCCGACAGUGAACAAGUUGAUGUCGAUUCUACGGUAG
Molecule: messenger RNA, 657 nt
Organism: Endocarpon pusillum Z07020
Lineage: Eukaryota; Fungi; Ascomycota; Eurotiomycetes; Verrucariales; Verrucariaceae
Exons: 1
Coding region: 1-657 (218 amino acids)
Source: RefSeq, a predicted model, not a curated record